This is a messenger RNA of Haliotis rufescens (red abalone), 4044 nucleotides long. RefSeq names its product mitochondrial import inner membrane translocase subunit TIM50-like. Bases 31 to 1227 code for a protein of 398 amino acids. NCBI's taxonomy places the organism in Eukaryota, Metazoa, Mollusca, Gastropoda, Lepetellida, Haliotidae. Gene Ontology annotation, molecular function: phosphoprotein phosphatase activity. The transcript has 10 exons. The record is from RefSeq and is a predicted model, not a curated record.
AUCCCACUUUUAGAACAGUGAUGAUCCAAGAUGGCAGCCUACAGUGCGUGCAUGUGUUUUGUGCAAAGAUGUCAUUUGCUUAAGAAGUCUGUGUCUCUUGUGACAGUAUAUAACACCCGACAACAGUGUCUUCAUUCACAACAUCUUACACAAAGGAAAAUCAUUCCAACACAGUCCAGCAUCGUUUUACUAUAUUCCACUAAACAAUCGGACAAUGUCAAGGGACUUACUGAUGAAAUCUUGAAGGCCAAAAUUCUUGCAGAGAAAAGUAAAGAAGAAGGCUCUUCCGAUAACAAUACUAAUUCUGAAAAAUCCAAAGAGGAAGACUCGAAACAGUCACGAUGGUCAAGGUGGACAGGGAAGAAUGCAUGGAAGCUCGGGUUGGGUCUUUUAGGAGGAUGGGCAGUUAUGACUGUAGGAGGGUUUGUUCAUCUAUAUGGUGCACCUCCAAGAGACCCAGAUGGAAACAUAGUUGAAGAUGAGUUUAGUAAAUUGUCCAGCGUAGAAGCUCACAUGAGAAGGGCAGCAAGAGAACUGUCAGUGUUUAGGAAGACGAUACAAGAUCCAUCUCGCGACAAGUUGUUACCAGAUCCCCUAGAGUACCCAUAUGUCCAGCCACCCUACACUCUGGUCCUGGAGAUGACUGGGGUACUGGUCCACCCAGACUGGACAUAUGGAACUGGCUGGCGUUUCAAAAAGAGGCCUGGUAUAGAGUACUUUCUGCAGCAAGUUGGGCCCCCCAUGUUUGAGAUUGUCAUUUAUACGUCUGAGCAAGGCAUGACUGCCGACCCAUUGAUAAACAACCUUGACCCUAAUGGCUUCGUGAUGUAUCGACUGUACAGAGAUGCAACUCGCUACUUGAAUGGUCAUCAUGUCAAGGACUUGUCCUGUCUGAACCGAGACCUGUCCAAGGUGAUCGUGAUAGACUGGAACAACCGAUCCUACCAACUCAACCCGGCCAACGCCUUCCCCAUUAAGAAGUGGAGCGGCAGUGAUGAGGACCGAGACCUCAUUGAUCUCGCACACUUCCUACGAGCACUGGCUUCAAGUGGUGUAGAAGACAUCCGUCCUGUGAUGGAGUACUACAGCCAGUUUGACAACCCCCUCGAGAUGUUCAAGGAGAACCAGAGGAAACUACAGGCAGAGCAAGAAAAACAACUGAUGAUUCAGCAGGAUCAACAAAAGAAGAAAGUGGGGUCUUGGGGCCUGAAUCCAUUCCGUAGAUGAUGAUGUGGAUGAUAUAAGCCAAUCACAUCAAAGGAUAUUGCUGCAGCACUAUUACUACCAGGAUGAAUAUUAUAUAUCAAAUGUGUGAAGGAGUUAUAAAUACAGGAAGUGUUCAAGGUGUGCAUGAAUUGAUGGCAGGAUCAACUGGGAACUUGAGUCUGCUGCCAUUUUCUAAAUUAUUGUGUCGGAUGUCAAAUAAAUUCAUUGGCUGAAGGAGCGUUAGUAAGGGUGGUCUUCUCUUGGGGAGUUACUUCCAUACAUCACAUACUUCUGUCUCAGAUUAUUCAGUACUUACUGUGUUACUUAAUCAUAUCAGCAUUGCAUGAACUAAAAGUGUAACGAUAUAUAUCAAACUUUUGAUGUUUUGCAAUUGUUUGCCCUACAAUUGUACUAUAUCGAUAGAAAUUUAAGAAGCCAAAAGAAUUGUUGAUGGUAUGCAUAACAAUCAAUAGUUUCAAUAGUCACAAUAAGUUAUGAAUAAAACAUAAAUAUGCUGAGAAGACUCACUUUUUACACAUGAAUUUUAGAUGUGUCCUGUGUUACUUAGCAACAAUUAAAACAACUUAAUAUUAGAGUUACUUCCUUUGGGUUUUAGUAGAGACAGGGAGGUAAAUGGCCGACUUUGACAUUGUCGACAAUACUUUAUUUAUUUCUAUCACAUUGAUUAAUAUAAUUAUCAAGCCUAAAAGGUGGUUUAAUACUAUCUCAGUACUAUUGCAAUACAAUUGCAAUUGUAAAAAUAGCCCCAGUAGUCGUCCCUAGCAUCAACAGCAGAUUUGUAGGCCGUUAAUGAUGUUUUCAAGAAAUAAAACAAUUUUUUUCUGGAAAUAUAUCAUAAUACAAAACACUGGUUCCAGCAUAAAGUUGGUUUCACAACAGUUGUGAAAUAGACUGGACCAUCUUUGCCACCAAGGUUGUGGAACUGGAUGCAGAGUUGUAUCCCUUGGUAUGAUAGGAUCCGCUGGUUGUAGUUCGAAUCCCAGAUAAAGAUCUUGUCAGUAUGCAAACAUCACGAAAGUUAGUGGAUUGCAACCUUUUAUGUAUAAAAUUUGAAUGUAUUGUUUUGAACAAUAUCUAUCAAUGUGAAUUUUUAUAUUAUUUUGUUAAAUCAACUAUAAUGCUGGCAUCAUCAUGCCCCUUCUUGUAGUCUUGCUUCUGACGUUGGUGGGAAUGCGGGGCGGGUCACAACUGCUCUCACACACUUGUUUGCGGUUCUGUUCCUCACAUUCAUUUUGUGUGAUACCAUUUCUCCAUGUCCUUGUAAUGGUACGACUGCCAUUUUUUCCUCAAUAGCUUUGCACAUUCUCAUUUGGCCGAGGUGAUAAACAUUUUGUCUUAAGAUUUGGAACCGAUAAAGUAAGGCAGAGGUUUUAAAUGUUAGAAUCAUAAUAAUUUAGUCAGGACAAGGGAGACCAGUGUCCGUGAAUGAUUAUACAAAACCAGUAAAGUCAGCAGGUCUCAUCACCAAAUUCAGUUGUAACCCUCAUGACAAGCAGUCAGAGACAACAACAGUCGCAUCCUGUUGUCUCGAACUCAGAUGUAUUGAAUCCUCGGUUGUGUUGAAUUCAAUGUCAGGUCCUGGCAAACUCUAUUAUAUUUGUCACUUUUUUAACCCAAAUGUGUUGAGUUCCCAGUUGUCUUGGAAUUCAUACUAACGGGAUCGGGUGGUCAGGCUCGCUGACUUGGUUCAUCAUAUAAUCCUAAAUGCGUGGAUCGAUGCUUAUAUUGUCAAUCACUGGAUUGUCUGGUCCAGACUCGAUUACUUACAGACCGCCGUCAUAUAGCUGGAAUAUUGCUGAGUGCGGCAUUAAACAACAAACAAACAUUUUGAACUCUUGAAAGUGUAAAUGAAGGUAAAACUUACCCUGAUGUACUUACCAUAUAGAUGUAAUAGUGCACGUCUUAACAAAGGGUUACCCAACAACGGUAGAAACUGGCACUAGUCCUGUAGUCCUUGUAAACUGCCAAAUAGUUAUACCUUAAGAAGUAGCAGGAAUUUGCCAUUUUUAAGGGUUUUGCUAUAUGUUAUCAUUAUAGGGACUAGUGGACUAAAACUGUUAGUUUCUACCGCUGCCCAAGCACCUGAAAUGCCAAAAUCUCCUAGAAUUUCUGCAUUGUGAUUUGUAUUGUCUAAUGACAUAAGUGUAGGGUGACCAGUAAUAAUGCUUGCGUCCCUUGGGCACGCCAGAAACCUAUGAUUGUGGGUUCGAAUCCGGGUUCGCCCGAUUAUGUUUCUAGGUUUGUCAGCACCAUACCCGUGCUCGUGGAUUUCACUGAAGUGGUAAACGUCUGAGACCUGCAUCACUUCAGGCUUUCCUCCCAUAUUAAGCUGAUAUGCUGCGAUAUAACUGGAAUACUGUUAAAAGCGGCAUUAACCCCAACUCACUCACUCACGUCAUAAUGAUAGUUGAUACACUUUGUCAUGAAAUUGGUUGAAUUUAGUAACUUCCUGACAUUCAGUUCAAGUAUCACACACCAUCAACCAGGUAUCUGUUCGCCCUUGUAUUGGAACACAGCAGCAUGGAUACUCAGCCUGUGCCAAUAACCUUUGGAGUUGACCACCCCCAACUUGGCAUUCGGCAUCAUUUGCAGUAGGCAGGUAGGUGUUCACCUAUGGUAGGACAGCCUCUAUGUUGUGUGGAUGAGGUCAGAGGUGAUGACUCAUUGUUUAGUUCCGGUAUAUGUAAUAGAUAUUUAGUUGUUUAACAGAGUGCUAUGUGUGUAUGUAUGUAUGUACAUAUAUUGACUGAUUACUGCCUGUGAUGAAAUGUUUAUGAAUGACUACUAAGAUAGAAAAUAAAAACAAUUUGUAGAACA